Messenger RNA from Conger conger (European conger), 1833 nucleotides. It is a transcript of the gene mitfa, whose product is annotated as melanocyte inducing transcription factor a. The coding region runs from base 99 to 1649 and encodes 516 amino acids. The transcript is spliced from 10 exons. NCBI's taxonomy places the organism in Eukaryota, Metazoa, Chordata, Actinopteri, Anguilliformes, Congridae. Gene Ontology annotation, cellular component: nucleus. Gene Ontology annotation, biological process: melanocyte differentiation; regulation of transcription by RNA polymerase II. The record is from RefSeq and is a predicted model, not a curated record. Gene Ontology annotation, molecular function: RNA polymerase II cis-regulatory region sequence-specific DNA binding; DNA-binding transcription factor activity, RNA polymerase II-specific; protein dimerization activity.
UCGACUGGUACUGCGUGGUUUACACUUAUCAAGCUACAUUUCUUGUUUUCUGUUAUUCGUGUAUAUUGGCGCAACUUUUGACAUUGACAGCUAGAAGGAUGCAAUCGGAAUCGGGGAUCGUAGCAGACUUUGAAGUCGGCGAAGAAUUUCACGAAGAACCAAAAACAUACUAUGAACUGAAAAGCCAACCUUUGAAAAACAGUAACCCGUCGGAGCAGCAUGGCUCCUCGAAGGCCCCGGCGAGCGUGUCAGCGAUGACCUCACGGGUGCUCCUGCGGCAGCAGCUGAUGAGGGAGCAGCUGGCGGAGCAGGAGCGGCAGGAGCAGCGCAGACAGAGGCAGGCCUCGCUCUUCCCCGGGCCCCAGACCCCCGCCAUCAACGUCAGCGCGCCCCCCGGCCUGGCCCCCGCCACGCAGGUCCCCAUGGAAGUGCUCAAGGUGCAGACCCACCUUGAAAACCCCACUAAGUACCACAUCCAGCAGGCCCAGAGGCAGCAGGUGAAGCAGUACCUCUCCACCACGCUGGGCAGCAAGCUCAGCACCCAGGCCCUCAGCCUGCCCUGCACCAACCAGCCCUCCGAGCACGGGAUGCCCCCCGGACCGGGCAACAGCGCCCCCAACAGCCCCAUGGCCUUACUGACGCUCAACUCCAACUGCGAGAAAGAGAUGGAUGAUGUCAUUGAUGACAUUAUUAGCUUGGAAUCAAGUUACAAUGAUGAUAUCCUGGGACUUAUGGACCCAGCACUCCAAAUGACCAAUGCGCUUCCUGUAUCUGCCAACCUCCUCGAUAUGUACAGCAGCCAGGGUUUGCCCCCACCUGGCCUGACCAUUAGCAACUCCUGCCCCGCCAACCUGAGCAACAUCAAAAGGGAAUUCUCAGUUACCCCAGCUCCUGCCAUGAUGCACGUUCUGGACAAACCUGGAUCCUGCGGCAAGUUCGAAAAUUAUCAGAGGCCUGAAGGCUUUCCCGUGGAAGCAGAGGUAAGAGCUCUUGCCAAGGAGAGGCAGAAGAAGGACAACCACAACUUAAUUGAAAGGAGACGACGGUUUAACAUCAACGAUCGCAUCAAAGAACUGGGAACCUUGAUUCCAAAAUCAAAUGAUCCGGACAUGAGGUGGAACAAGGGAACCAUUUUGAAGGCCUCUGUAGACUACAUAAGGAAACUUCAGCGUGAGCAGCAGAGAGCCAAGGAGCUGGAGAACAGGCAGAAGAGACUGGAACAUGCCAACAGACACCUGAUGCUGAGGAUACAGGAGCUGGAGAUGCAGGCUCGGGCUCACGGCCUGGCGGUGGUGGCCUCCUCGGCGCUCUGCUCGGCAGAACUCGCUGCCCGGGCCAUCAAGCAGGAGCCCGUCCUGGGGGACUGCAACCAGGACCUGUACCCCCACCAGCACCACUCGGACCUGAGCCGGCCCACCACGCUGGACCUGUCCGACGGAACCAUCAGCUUCAGCGACGGCAGCGGUGCGGACUCUGGUGCCUACAGCACCCCCUCCAAAGCGGCGUCCAAGCUGGAGGACAUUCUGAUGGACAACACCCUGUCGCCCGUGCAGGCCGGAGACCCCCUGCUGGGCUCCAUCUCCCACGACUCCGACGACAGCAGCCGGCAGAGCAGCAUCAGCAUGGAGGAGAACGACCGCGGGUGUUAGCGCUAGCCGCUAGCCGCUAGCACAAACUCUUACUAACGUUUUACGCCGUAACUCCUCUGCUACAGCACCCUCUGCUGGUGGCGGCAGGUAACGUCACUCCUUCGAAGUCCACAAUUACUGCAAAAAUGUCUUCCACACUCCCGAGUUGAAGGUUACAGAGUGAUGUUUUAUGCAAAUCUUUUUU